Molecule: messenger RNA, 1686 nt
Organism: Lactuca virosa
Lineage: Eukaryota; Viridiplantae; Streptophyta; Magnoliopsida; Asterales; Asteraceae
Source: the annotation of a GenBank genome assembly
AUGGGUAAAGCGAAUGUGGUGGCGGAUGCUUUGAGCCGCAAGUCGGUUGGGCCUUCAGAGAGGGGGAUGUGUAUGAGGAUAUCAGUUGAUUCCCCGCUCCUGGGUUUGAUCAGGGCGACUCAGGCCGAGGGAGUUCGGAAGGAGAACUGGAAGCAAGAGAGAAUCAGAGCUGAAGUGAGUUGGUCUGCAAGCAACAUCUCGAUCCCUCUCAGUCUCAGGUUCCAGUCUCCAACUCGACAUCUAUCUUCGUUCAGAUAAUAGAUGAAGAUGAUCACGAAAGCGGCAACAACGAUCCUUUAUUCCUUACUUAAAGAUGGUGAAAAACGAGCCCUUGAAGACAUCAUAAACGAUUUUUCUUCAAAAAUCCCAAAAUCAAUGCAUAAUGAAAUCUUAUCAGCACUUGUCAUGCUCUUGGAUGACACCCACACCCCAAAAUUCCUAAAAUCCACAGAACGAUUGGUUGCAUUUGCAUUACUUCACCACACAUAUUCCCCCCUAAAAUCAUCCUCCACCAAUCCCUACCUUUCUUUGCUCACAAACACUGCAAAUGACGAAAAAACCGAUACUUUGGAACGUGCAUUCAUCCUUCAUCUCUUAUCCUCUCCAUCUCCAGUGAUGAAACUAUCUCCGGCGGAUUUCAUUACCAAAUUCGAUCCUUCAUCUCACCGGUUCCCGGAGCCGCCACCGCCGCCGCCGGAAAACCCCCAUCCCAAACCGUUCAAUUCCCUCCUCAAAAACACCGCUAUAAAAAACACGAUACCGGAUCCCGACAUCAGCUCGCCGGAGUUGGAGUUCCCGCCGCCAGAGACCAUAACCGGUCUAAUCCAAACUUUAUCAUUGGAAGCGCUCUACCCUCACUGGGCCCGCCCUACACCGCCUCGUCUCCCGGUGCUAGACGGUGAGCUCGUCUGGGUCAACCCUGAGUCGACUCACGAACCGCUUUGGGACACUGGGAUGUGUGCCGACACGAGCCGUGGUGCAGCCGUCCGUGAACUAAUCCUAAAAGCCCUAAAAGGCCCGUUAGCUCCAUCUCAGCAGGAACAAGUUUUACUGGAGUUAUCCUCCGACCCGAAACUGGUGUACCACUGCGGUCUAACACCACGGAAGCUGCCGGAGCUGGUGGAGAACAACCCUCUGAUAGCGGUGGAGGUGCUGAUUAAGCUGAUGAACUCGCCGGAAAUUUCAGAGUAUUUUACGGUUCUGGUGAAUAUGGAUAUGAGUUUGCAUUCCAUGGAGGUGGUCAACCGGUUGACCACUGCGGUUGAACUGCCGACUGAGUUUGUCCACAUGUACAUAACCAAUUGUAUAUCCUCGUGUGAGAAUAUUAAGGAUAAGUACAUGCAGAACCGGUUGGUGAGGCUCGUGUGUGUUUUUCUGCAGAGUUUGAUCCGCAACAAGAUUAUUAAUGUUCAAGAUUUGUUUAUUGAGGUUCAAGCCUUUUGUAUCGAGUUUUCUAGGAUCCGAGAAGCUGCAGGUUUGUUUCGCCUUCUUAAAACCUUGGAAUAAUAGUAAUAAUUCAUAAUUUCAUAUUCAUGUUUUUUUUUGUCUGCAUAAAGAUUUGUAUUUGUUGUGGUUUAGUAGGGAUAUAAUGGAUGUUUUGGGAAUGAAUCUUCAACUUAGUUUUUAAUCAAUGCCAUGUGUAAUAUAAUCAAUCAUAUUAUUAUUAGCAAAAUACUUGGACAUCGG